CUCGGUUUUUGCGGGAGAACAAUUAUAGCAACUGCAGCAUCCGACGGCGGCGCUCAUUGCCCGGACCGCAACGGCACAGGAUGACGCGACCGGCGACGGCACGACGUCGUGCGUGCUGCUCAUUGGCGAGCUCCUCCGGCAGGCGGACCGGUUCCUCCAGGAGGGCCUCCACCCGCGGGUCAUUGCUCAGGGCUUUGACGUGGCCAAGGCGUUUGCCCUCGAGCAGCUCGAGUCGUACAAGAUGGACGUGAACAUCGACCGUGAGCUGCUGAUGCAGGUCGCGCGCUCGUCGCUCCACACCAAGCUUGCGCCGGCGCUCGCCGAGCAGCUCACUUCGAUUGUUGUCGACGCCGUCCUCACCAUUCAGCGCGAGGGCAAGCAGAUCGACCUGUUCAUGGUCGAGAUCAUGUCCAUGCUGCACAAGACCGCUGCCGACACCAAGCUCAUCAAGGGCCUCGUCCUCGAUCACGGUGCACGCCACCCGGGCAUGCUCAAGUACCAGGACAACUGCCACAUUCUCAUCUGCAACGUCUCGCUCGAGUAUGAGAAGACCGAGCUCAACUCGGGCUUCUUCUACGCCUCGCCUGAGGAGCGCGAGAAGAUGGUCCAGGCCGAGCGCCGCUUUGUUCAGGAGCGCGUUGAGAAGAUCAUCGCCUUCAAGGAGUCGGUUUGCACCGACGAGAAGUCGGGCUUUGUGGUCAUCAACCAGAAGGGCAUCGAUCCCCAGGCUCUGGACCUGCUGUGCCGUGCGGGGAUUGUGGCGCUGCGCCGCGCUAAGCGGCGCAACAUGGAGCGCCUUGCGCUUGCGUGCGGCGGGUACGCGGUCAACUCUGUGGACGACCUCGAGCCCGAGUGCCUCGGCUAUGCCGGCAAGGUGUACGAGACCGUGCUCGGCGAGGACAAGUACACGUUCGUGGAGGACGUCACCAACCCGUUCUCGUGCACGGUCCUCAUCAAGGGCCCCAACGCCCACACUGUGGCGCAGAUCAAGGACGCCGUCCGCGACGGCCUCCGCGCUGUUAAGAACACCAUCGAGGACGGCACCGCCCUUCCGCGGCGGCGCUGUCGAGUACUCGCUCUCGGCCAAGCUGAUGGAGUACAAGAAGACCGUGAGCGGCAAGACCCGCCUCGGUGUCGAGGCCUUUGCCCAGGCCCUGCAGAUCAUCCCCAAGACGCUUGCCGCCAACUCGGGCUUUGACCAGACCGAGACCAUCGUCAAGCUUGAGGACGCGUUCCUCAACGAUCGCCUUGUCGGCGUCGACGUCAUGACCGGCGAGUGCAUGGACCCCGUGGUUGAGGGCGUCCUCGAUUCGUUCCGCGUCAAGCGCAUGCUUCUGCACUCGUGCACUGUCAUCGCCUCGAACAUCCUCCUGGUCGACGAGAUCAUCCGCGCCGGUCGCCAGAUCAAGAAGUCUGGUCCCGGCCCCGCUGGCCCGUAAACGCCUUUCAUAUUCC
This is a messenger RNA of Thecamonas trahens ATCC 50062, 1455 nucleotides long. Its product is annotated as chaperonin containing TCP1. Gene Ontology annotation, cellular component: chaperonin-containing T-complex. The transcript has 2 exons. Gene Ontology annotation, molecular function: ATP-dependent protein folding chaperone; ATP binding. Gene Ontology annotation, biological process: protein folding. The coding region runs from base 242 to 1198 and encodes 318 amino acids. Lineage: Eukaryota; Apusomonadida; Apusomonadidae. The record is from RefSeq and is a predicted model, not a curated record.